Messenger RNA from Cloeon dipterum, 2921 nucleotides. RefSeq names its product polyribonucleotide nucleotidyltransferase 1 (gene PNPase). Gene Ontology annotation, cellular component: cytosol; mitochondrion. NCBI's taxonomy places the organism in Eukaryota, Metazoa, Arthropoda, Insecta, Ephemeroptera, Baetidae. The record is from RefSeq and is a predicted model, not a curated record. The transcript has 9 exons. The coding region runs from base 117 to 2399 and encodes 760 amino acids. Gene Ontology annotation, biological process: mitochondrial mRNA catabolic process; mitochondrial RNA 3'-end processing. Gene Ontology annotation, molecular function: RNA binding; polyribonucleotide nucleotidyltransferase activity; 3'-5'-RNA exonuclease activity.
CCGUGUGAGCGAACUUUCGAAUUUUGGCGCCAUUUUGGUCAGCUGGUAAUGUAAACACAGAGCCCACGUGUGUUGAUAAAAGCGGCCGGCCUUGGAAGCCGAAUUGCGGGUUGAAAAUGUGGUCGCUGUCGAAGUUUCUGCGGUUGAACAUCGGCUCAAGAUUGACGAAAGGCAACAAUUCAGUUCAGAGACGGAAGUGCAGUGCACUCGCAACGCCAGAAAUCGAAAUUCCAUUCUCUAAUGGGAGGUCGCUGACAAUUUCGACUGGAAAGUAUGCGAGGUUUGCAGACGGCUGCGCCGUGGCCCAGAUGGGAGACACGGCGGUCAUGGUCACGGCGGUCUCGAGGAACAAAGCGGCGCAGACGAAUUUCAUGCCGCUCACGGUGGACUACCGGCAGAAAGCGGCGGCAGCUGGACGAAUCCCCACAAACUUCCUGCGCAGGGAAUUGGGCCCGACAGAAAAGGAAAUCCUCACCAGCAGACUGAUAGACCGCUCCGUCCGGCCCUUGUUUCCAGACGGCUACAAUUGCGAGACGCAGCUAAUGUGCAACCUGCUUGCCGUGGACAGCGUGUACGACCCGGACAUUGUGAGCAUCAACGCAGCUUCGGCAGCUCUGUCGCUAUCCGAUAUUCCUUGGAACGGACCUGUCGGUGCUGUCCGAGUCGGAAUCGUCGGGACAGAAGUGCUAAUCAACCCCACGAGAAGAGAGCUGGCGGACAGUUCGCUCAAUUUGAUCGUCACAGCCACCAAACACAACUUGGUCGUCAUGCUCGAAGGUGCUGCUGAAAAUGUUCUACUGCCAGACUUCCAAAAGGCGGUGAGAACAGGAGUGAAAGAAAUCUACAACAUCGUGCUGGGAAUCCAGCGAUUGAGCAAAAUGUACGGCAAAAUAAAGAGAACAAGCGAUCCGCCAGCUGCGAUUCCUGAGGAAACAGUGGAGGCUGUUCGCAGUUUGAGUGAAAUGCGGCUGAGAGAGAUUUUCAGAGACUACUCGCACGACAAACUUUCCAGGGACGAGGCCGUCUCCGAGCUGCGAGCAAACGUGAUUGAAAAAGUGGCUCAAGACAGUGCCAAUUACAAUUUUGUCGUUGACUCGUUCAAUAAAGUGGUCAAAGAGGUGUUCAGGUCGCUCAUUUUCGAGGACAGCACAAGAUGUGAUGGCCGGAAGCUGGAGCAGGUGAGGCCGAUUUCCACGCAGGUGGACCUGUACAAACCACUGCACGGCUCGGCUUUGUUCCAACGAGGCCAAACGCAGGUGUUCUGCACAGUGGCCCUCGACUCGCCAGACUCUGCCAUGAGGAUGGACCCGGUUUCCAUAUUAACAGGGGGUGUGAAGGAGAAAAAUUUCUUCCUGCACUAUGAAUUUCCGCCGUACGCGACCAACGAAAUCGGCCGGGCGGGCGGCGCGGUCGCUGGGAGGCGAGAGAUGGGCCACGGUGCCCUGGCGGAGAAAGGACUGCGACCUGUGGUGCCCAAGGACUUUCCCUUCACCAUCAGACUGACGUCCGAGGUGCUCGAGUCGAACGGCUCCUCGUCCAUGGCGUCCGUUUGCGGGGGCAGCAUGGCCCUCAUGGACGCUGGGGUUCCCAUCUCAAGCGCGGCAGCUGGCGUCGCCAUCGGCUUGGUCACAAAGUUCAAGGACGGCGACACCAAACACAUGGAAGACUACCGCAUCCUCACUGAUAUUUUGGGCAUCGAGGAUUACUUGGGGGACAUGGACUUCAAGCUGGCCGGCACGAAAAAAGGCAUCACCGCGCUCCAGGCUGAUAUCAAAAUCCCCGGCUUGCCCCUGAAAAUCGUGAUGGAAGCGCUGCAGCAAGCCACUGAGGCAAAAUCUUUUAUUAUCGACAUUAUGGAGGAGAGAAUCAAAUUCCCCAGAAAACACAAAGACAACUGGCCUGUGUCUGAGCGAAUCGAAGUACCGGCGCACAAGAGAGCAAAGUUCCUAGGGCUGGGCGGAUCCAAUUUGAAGAAGCUGACAGCCGAGACGGGCGUGCAGGUCAGCCAACUGGAGGAAAACAUUUUCCAGUUUUUCGGACCGAACCAAAGUGCCGUCGACGAAGCCAAGGAGUACAUGGAGAAGCAAAUGGAGGCGCCGAGGGAGCCAGAGCUCGAGUUCGGCGCCAUCUACACUGCCAAAAUCGUCGAGCUCAGGGAGAGCGGAGUCAUGGUUACCUUGUACCCUGGAAUGACGCCUUGUCUCCUCCACAAUUCUCAGCUUGACCAGAGAAAAAUUUCUCAUCCGAGCGCUUUAGGCUUAGAAGAAGGCCAAGAAAUCCAAGUCAAAUUCUUUGGCCGAGAUCCUGUGUCUGGAAUUAUUCGGCUUUCAAGAAAAGUGCUUCAAGGCCCAGCGUCGCAGGCCAUCAGGGAUCUCAAUAGGACUGGCAGCAAGAGAUAGUCAAACUAUUUCUAAAUCAUAAAUUUUCUUAAUAAAAUUUUAAGUCUGUACAAAGUUAUCUUGAAUUUUUUUAUGGUUAGAUUUUAAAAAUAUGACCUAUUCUCAAAAAGGUGGUCGGAUAAAAAAAUUAACAGGUUUGGAAACUGUUCUGAGCUCUGCGGCAAUUUUUGCAGAUUGGGAUUUUUCCAAAAAUUUCUGACCGAAAUAUUUUCUGUGAGGAAAUUCAGUAGCUCCAAGAUAGAUAACAUAAAAUCUAGCUUCAUUAUGAUAUUUUAAAAAAAUUCAACAACUUUCCUGGGAAAAAAAGAUGCAAAAUGCUCCAUCAAAGAAAUUUGCACGGUUUGUUUUACGAACAUAGUUUUCUUUGAUAUAAUGUCUUACACAUAUUUUGAAGUAAGAAUGUACACGUUAGUCGCACACGCAUCAGAAUCACAUUUAUUUCUAAAAAAUAAGGAACAUGAGAGAUUGAAAAGAGAAGACGAUUUGAUAGAAACGUUUUUGGUAUUGUGCCGUGCGUUUGAA